GAUGGAUGGAUGGAAGGAAGAAAAUGUUACAGCCAAUAUUACAACCACUCUGGAGAAAGUGACCUAUGACUAUUUUUCACACUUACGACCAUGGCAGCAUCUCGUGGGCAGACGAUUCCUCCUCGGAGAGCUGCAGCGGGAAUGGCUCGUCCACCUUGAACCCUUCCACCUCCAGCAGCACUCAGGGCGAUGCCACCUACACCGAGGUGAACGGCAAUGGAGCGGGCGCCCCCAUGGAUUUCAGUGCCUCGUCGGAGGACCAGCCCAUCAACCUCUGCGACAAGUUGGCUCCCGCUCACGUCGCCAACGCCUACCAGUCGGACAGCUGCAGCGCCGACGGCCUGCGCAGCCGGACGAAGUAUGGCGCCAAAAGCACCACAGAGGUGGGUUCCGAUGCGCCCCUUAGCCCAGGCGCCGCUGCCACUAGCACACAGCUGUGA
Messenger RNA from Thamnophis sirtalis, 440 nucleotides. Lineage: Eukaryota; Metazoa; Chordata; Lepidosauria; Squamata; Natricidae. The record is from RefSeq and is a predicted model, not a curated record.